AUGCUCUGCCAAGAAUCCAAAAAGCUGUUAGGUGAAUUUCUAUUAGCAAUUGCUGAUAAAGAGUCUGAAUCAGAAAAACUUAAAGAAUCAUUGGAAAUCACAAAAUAUAUUGACCCAGAAGAGCUCUUUCUAAGACUUGACUCUAUAGGCUAUGGCUAUUUGCGACCUUCAGAUAUUCUACAUAUUUGCUCUCUUCUCCAAAUUGCCACUUCUGAAGGAGAGUGCAAAGGACUUCUCAGGUUUUUUGAUUAUGACUCUGAUAGUAGAUUAGGAUUUUUAGAGUUUCUUGAUAUCAUUUUACCUAGGAAUAACGAUUCAAGGGCUUAUCUCUUAGAAAAAAUUGAAAAAUCAAUAAUUUUUAACAGUGAAGUCGAUUUCAAACUUAAAAAAAUCCUUGAGCAUGAAAUUGGUAUAGUAAAAAUGAUUGAAAGAUAUAAGAGGCAGUUAGAAAAAUUUGAUGGAUUUAAUGUCAUUCGAGCUUAUGGAGAAAUUAAAAAAAGUCAUAAUGAUUUAGCAGAUUUGGCAAUUGUGGAGUUUUUUCAAAGCAUUGGAAUAGAAAUUUCUUUAAAAGACGUAGAAAAUAUAAUAUCAAGAAUUGAUAAAGAUAAAGACGGAAAAAUUGGAUAUUCAGAAUUUGUAGGAAUGUUUACCCCCCCCCCCCCCCUCCGUGAGCGAACAAAACCAUUAGAAAAAUCGCCAUUUUUUGACCAAAAAAACCCACCCUCCGUGAGUGAACAAAAAUUUUUUUAAUAGAAAAAAUUUUAAUGGAAAAAAAUUUGGAUAUAUAUAAGUGAUAAUUAGUAUAAUGAAAUCUAGAGCUAAUUCUGUUUAAUUUUAAACAAAUUGCGUUUUAAAACAUAAAUUUUGCAAAUUAAAUUAUAUUUGCUUCCCAAUUUUUGCAAAUUAGGAUUUUUUUAAAUUUCGAAAAAAAUAUUUUUUUUAUAAAAUUUAUAUAUAAAAUUUUUUUUUAAAAAAAAAAAUUAACCCCCCUCCGUGAGCGAACAAAAUUUUUUUGUUCGCUCACGGAGGGGGGGGGGGGGAGUUAGUAAUUUUCACGAAAAAACAAAUAAUGACCGUUCAAUAACGCCAAUUAGAAGUACAAAAAUAAUUACACCUCUAAAGCCAAUAUAUGCAGAUAGAAGCCCAAUAUCUGAACUUAGAGGCCUAGGGACAAAUAGAAGCCAGAUAUCUGAACUUAGAAGCCUAGGUACAAAUAGAAGCAAUUCAAGGACACCCUUAAAAAAUAAAGCAUCUUUAGAGAACUCUCGUCUAGAAUACUCAAAUAUCCCAUUGAGAAAAUCUGCUGUUUUAAACAGAAGCAAUUCCAAAACACCUUUAAAAACUAGAACAGCUAUAGAGAAUUCUCGAUUCGAAUAUUCAAAUAUUCCAUUGAGAAAAUCAGCUGUUUUAUACAGAAAUAUUUAA
Messenger RNA from Blepharisma stoltei, 1425 nucleotides. Lineage: Eukaryota; Ciliophora; Heterotrichea; Heterotrichida; Blepharismidae. The record is from the annotation of a GenBank genome assembly.